AACGGCCCGAGCUCGGUCCUACUCCCUCCCGACUCCCCAACUCCCUCCUAAAAACUCAGUGGCUUCAAUAAUCUUUCAAUCCCUUCCCCCACUUCUCUUCUCCCAAUCAAGAAGACAAAGAAAGUGCGAGAAAGUGAGUUUGUGUAAUUCCGGAUGGCGAACCUACCUCAAUCUCUCUCGUCCAUCAAUUCUCCGUUCGGCGGCCCCGUUUCGCCGGCUCCCAGCGCCAUCGGCACUCAAGGAAACAAGGAACGUAAGAUGCAAUCGGCCGAGCAGUUGGUGCUCGAUCUCAGCAACCCAGAUCUCCGAGAGAACGCUCUGGUCGAGCUAUCCAAGAAGAGAGAAUUAUUUCAAGAUUUGGCUCCAUUGUUGUGGAACUCCUUUGGUACUAUUGCUGCACUCUUACAGGAGAUAGUUUCAAUAUACCCUGUUUUAUCACCACCAAACCUUACCCCAGCACAAUCGAAUAGAGUUUGCAAUGCACUUGCCCUUCUCCAGUGUGUGGCCUCACACCCAGAAACGAGAAUGUCAUUCCUCAAUGCGCAUAUUCCAUUAUAUCUGUACCCUUUCCUUAAUACAACAAGUAAAUCCAGGCCAUUUGAGUAUCUAAGGCUUACUUCCUUGGGCGUCAUUGGUGCUUUGGUGAAGGUUGAUGAUACGGAGGUUAUCAGUUUUCUUCUCUCUACAGAAAUAAUUCCUCUGUGCCUAAGGACAAUGGAGAUGGGUAGUGAACUGUCAAAAACAGUUGCCACAUUUAUUGUUCAAAAAAUUUUAUUGGAUGAUGUGGGCCUGGAUUAUAUAUGUACAACGGCAGAGCGUUUUUUUGCUGUAGGCCGAGUAUUGGGGAAUAUGGUGGCUGCACUUGCUGAACAGCCCUCGUCACGCCUGCUAAAGCAUAUUAUCCGCUGUUAUCUUCGCCUAUCUGACAACCCAAGGGCUUGUGAUGCGCUGAGAAGCUGUCUACCAGACAUGCUGAGGGACGGCACCUUCAGUCCUGCCCUUCGUGAAGAUGCAACAACAAGAAGGUGGUUGCAGCAGUUGCUUCACAACGUGCAGGUACCUCGGGUUGCAUUGCAGGCUGGAGUAGGAUUCGAUCAUAUGCUGGUGAAUUAAGAAUUGGAUGGAUGGAUGGAUGGAAGACUCCCUUCCUUUUGCUUUUGGGUUUUGGUAUUACUGUGUGAAUUAUUAAUUAUGUGUGUCUUAUAUAUCAUAAAGUGGGUAAUUUCACUGUAAUUAUACGAAUUAAUGAAUGGUCCUGCUGUGGACUGGUGGUGGACCCAAAACAGAUAUCUCCCUGUUGAUUGGUUUGUACUUAUGGCUAAAGGUAAUAGUUAGUUAUUCA
Molecule: messenger RNA, 1342 nt
Organism: Diospyros lotus (date-plum)
Lineage: Eukaryota; Viridiplantae; Streptophyta; Magnoliopsida; Ericales; Ebenaceae
Exons: 9
Coding region: 154-1113 (319 amino acids)
Biological process (GO): mRNA catabolic process; negative regulation of translation
Cellular component (GO): CCR4-NOT core complex; P-body; CCR4-NOT complex
Source: RefSeq, a predicted model, not a curated record